CGACGUUUGGUUGUCGUCGGGCUGAAGAGGAGUGCGGUUGGAGUGCGAGAGGGUCGCGGCCGCGAUGAUCUGACAGAUGAAAUAGCGAAAAAAGAAAGAGAAGGCGGGCGUCUUCACACACAAAACAAUGUUCCCCAAAGGCAAAGGCACCCCGGUGCCGUCGGACGGGCAGGCUCGAGAAAAGUUGGCUCUCUACGUCUAUGAGUACUUGCUACACAUAGGAGCACAGAAGUCUGCACAGACCUUUUUGUCAGAGAUCCGAUGGGAGAAAAACAUAACACUCGGAGAACCCCCUGGAUUCCUACAUUCCUGGUGGUGUGUAUUCUGGGACUUGUAUUGUGCUGCACCAGAGAGGAGAGAGACGUGUGACCACUCCAGCGAAGCUAAAGCCUUCCAUGAUUAUAGUGCGGCAGCAGCCCCCAGUCCUGUGAUGGGAGGGAUGCCCCCUGGAGAGGGCAUGCCAGGAGGACCCAUGCCACCAGGCUUUUUUCAGGGUCCUCCGGGUCCCCAGGGCUCUCCUCACCCUCAGCCUCCUCCCCCUAACAGUAUGAUGGGACCUCACAGUCAGUCCUUCAUGUCACCUCGCUUUGCUGGAGGCCCGAGAGGUCCCCCAAUCAGAAUGGCUAACCAGCCACCAGGUGGAGGUCCAGGUCCUCAUCCCAUGCUGCCUAACAUGGACCCCACACGACCACAAGGUCACCCUAACUUGGGACCAAUGCAGAGAAUGACCGGUCCUCGAGGAAUGGGACCCAUGGGCCCCGGCCCACAGAACUUUGGUGGUGGUAUGCGGCCUCCACACAACACCAUGGGUCCCGGUAUGCCUGGAGUAAACAUGGGCCCAGGGACUGGUCGGCCAUGGCCCAAUCCUAACAAUGCCAACUCUAUGCCUUACUCAUCACCCUCUCCUGGCGCAUACGGGGGGGCAUCUGGAGGAGGACCACCAGGCACUCCCAUCAUGCCCAGCCCUGCAGACUCAAACAACUCUGGUGACAAUUUGUACACCAUGAUCAACACUGGAGCUGGCAACCGAAACAAUUUUCCCUUGGGGCCUGGCUCUGACGGACCCCUGGGAGCCAUGGCUGGGAUGGAACCACAUCACAUGAAUGGAUCACUAGGCUCUGGUGAUAUGGAUGGGAUGAACAAGAAUUCCCCAAACAAUUUAAGUGGCAUUAGCAAUCCUCCCGGGACCCCGAGGGAUGACGGCGAGCUGAGUGGAAACUUCCUCCACUCCUUUCAGAGUGAGAACUACUCCCCAACCAUGACGAUGAGUGUGUGACCCUGUUCACCCCGCCCCACCCAAGACAAUUUGCCAUCUUUCCGAAGAUCUGAACCCGCUAUAGGACACGGCCAAACACAUCAGCACCGAAUCAGGGACAGGCGCCAUUUUGGUUCCACACUAACACCAGAAUGCUGAUCUGAGAAAAAUCUAAAUGGCUGGCAACUACUGCUCCUUGCUCAAAAUGAAGGAUAAUUUCUCCAUUUCUCACAACCCCAAGUGUGACAAAACCAGCUACUGAAAUGCAUCUGACAUGCUUUGUGUUCUUUGCAGAGCCUCUGUAACCCCUUUCAGUCUCCUCGAACCCCUCAGCCCCAGAGUGAAGAGAAAAAAAAUGGUUGAAGUUUACCUCUUGUACUUUUUAAUUAUUGCUUUGUGGUGCAAGAUGUGCAGGAAAUGUCUCUGCUUUUGUCACUUAAAACACUGGAGAGUGUGCAUAUGUAUCGUGAGCUUGGAAAGUCUUUGUCUCGUCAUUUUACUUAUAGCCAUGCAUACUGUGUCACACGUCAGUUUACAUGGACACAUUGGCUUUUACUUUAUGGCCACUUUUACGAAUUAUGUACAAUUCUUCCCGAUGCCCGAGGUUUUUAAGGGGAACGAUGUGAAAGAAUACAGCUUUUAUUGUGAUGACCUUUCACAGUAGGCGAGUGCUCAGAUGGUUCUUAUAAUGUCGAAUUGAUCCUGUUCGAUCAGUUUCAGUCUCUUACUGUUGACGCCGACGCUACUCUGCGCUCUUUGCUGUUCGAGUCCGACGGGCCGCCGUGGCGCUCUGUCACGGGAAACCAGACUUGGACAUUAGAAGUGAGUGCAUGAAUGCUGAGAAUCUGCGUACAACAUACUACCUAGUGCUGCUCUUCUCUUACGUGGACACCUGCUUUAAGAUGUGGUGUAUAUCUCUUUACCUGCCUGUGCUUAACACUCUGUGCUCUUCAUUGUCGUAGCCUUCUGUGUUUCUUUCCAGUUGGGUUGAUGAAAUGGCUAUGAUCGAGCUGCCCAUUAGAAUCUCUCGUACAUAUUGGUUGUUCAUACUUCCCUGCUGUAUCAUUGGUCAUCCCUGUGGCCCUGCACCUCCCUCUCUUGCUAACCCACACAUUUUUUAUAUUUUGAUACAAUCUUUGACUACAUAUAUUGCCCCAGUUAUUCAGAGUUAGUCAGAGCUUUCGAAACUGAUUCUAGUAGGCAUCAUUAUAAACUUAGCAGCAGUCUUGUAAAUGUGAUGAGAAUUUUCCAUUUUUUUUCCUGUGAACCUUACGCAUUAUACACAUCUGUCCUAUGUUGCCUUUAUUUGCUGAUAUUUUUUUAUUUCAAAUUGAGGAAAGAUUGCUUGUUAAUAUAAUUUUACAAUAACUUA
Messenger RNA from Betta splendens (Siamese fighting fish), 2627 nucleotides. It is a transcript of the gene ssbp3b, whose product is annotated as single stranded DNA binding protein 3b. The transcript has 18 exons. Gene Ontology annotation, cellular component: nucleus. Bases 128 to 1276 code for a protein of 382 amino acids. Gene Ontology annotation, molecular function: single-stranded DNA binding; protein binding. Lineage: Eukaryota; Metazoa; Chordata; Actinopteri; Anabantiformes; Osphronemidae. Gene Ontology annotation, biological process: positive regulation of transcription by RNA polymerase II. The record is from RefSeq and is a predicted model, not a curated record.